Messenger RNA from Phragmites australis (common reed), 3974 nucleotides. RefSeq lists its product as uncharacterized. NCBI's taxonomy places the organism in Eukaryota, Viridiplantae, Streptophyta, Magnoliopsida, Poales, Poaceae. Gene Ontology annotation, molecular function: ATP hydrolysis activity; 5'-3' DNA helicase activity; RNA binding. The record is from RefSeq and is a predicted model, not a curated record. The coding region runs from base 551 to 3502 and encodes 983 amino acids. The transcript has 6 exons.
AGCAACCCCUCCGCGCCUUCCAUCGUGGCCGUCAGGAACCCACUCGGUUCACGGGCUCACGGCCGCUGACUCGCUUUCUUCCUGCGAGUCUGCAUCGAGAAGCUUCCAUCCCGCCCAUCGAUCGAGCCAGUGAAUCUGCCAUUGGAGCGCAAGUACGUCGCGGGUGGACGGAUCGGUCGGGGGACCUUUUGGGACCACGGAAACCGCGCGGGGGCGACGUGGGCGCACGGCGCGUGCAACCAAACCCGGAGACGGCACUUUACUCGCUCAGACACUCGCCCUCGCCGUGCGUGCGUAUGGAGGGGGACGUAGCCGCGCCCUGCGCCACGAGUCGCCGGGGCGCGCCCCGCGUGCCACGCGAUCGCCGCAAAAUAUCGGCCGGCGGCCACGGAGGAUUCAUUCACCUGACCAGCUGAGCCGCUGGUCGGUCGGUCAGUUGGUUCCUUCGUUCCCGCGCUCGCCUCCUCCCCACGCUGUCUCCGCCGCGCGACUUUACAAGCGCGUCCGGCGGCGGCUGGGGCCGUGGCGGGCAGGCAGGAGCAGCAGCAGCAUGUCGCUUGAUCUCCUCUCUGGGAGGUUUCUGUUCUCUUCCUGCGCCGCUCCGAAGCUCCCCAGCAAGAGAAGGAUCACGUUUCUCGCUGCCGGUGCUGGGGCAUCGUCGUCGCCGCCGUCAAGGUCGAGGUCGAGGUCGAGGUCGAGGUCACCGGGUACCUCCUCUCUCCGGCAAAGGCGUGUGCGAGCUGCGCCGUCGGUUCCCAGCAAGCAGGCGCCCCGACCUGCCGUCAGCACCAGCGGCACGGCGAGGAGGCGGUGGCGGAGUAGGAAGGUUGAGGAAGAGCAAGGGGGAGGAGAGGGAGGCGAGUGCGUGCCGUCGACGGAGGAGGCGUCCAUAAGCGUGGGGACGCUGUACCAGAACGGCGACCCGCUGGGGAGGAAGGAGCUCGGCCGGUGCGUGGUGGAGUGGCUGAGGCAGGGCAUGCGGUCCAUGGCGUCCAAGUUCGCCGCGGCCGAGCUGCAGGGCGACGCGGGGGACCUCGCCGCCGCUGCAUUGGCUCUGGAGUGGGGAUCGGCGGAGGGCAGGUUUGGGUUCGUGAUCCAGGCGCAGCCUUACCUCUCGGCUAUCCCCAUGCCCCAGGGCCUGGAGGCGCUCUGCCUCAAGGCUUGCACGCACUAUCCCACCCUGUUCGACCAUUUCCAGCGCGAGCUCCGCGACGUCCUGCUGGGUUACCAGAACCGGGGGCUCAUCUCCGACUGGCAAUCUACUCAGUCGUGGAGGAUUUUGAAGGAAAUGGCUAAUUCUUCGCAGCACCGGGCUGCCGUGCGCAGGACAGUGCCACGGCCUAAAGCCGUGCACAGCAGCAUUGGCGUAAGCCUUAACAAAAUAAGGCUGAUGCAGGACAGAAUUGAAGAAUUUGUUAGGCAUAUGUCAGAUCUUCUUCGCAUCGAGCGAGAUGUGGAACUGGAGUUUACACAGGAGGAGCUGAAUGCCACUCCCAUGCUCGAUGACAAUUCUGAGCCACCCAAGCCGGUCGAGUACCUGGUUAGCCAUGGGCAGGCUCAGCAGGAGCAGUGCGACACCAUUUGCAACUUGAAUGUGAUCAGCAGCUCAACUGGGCUGGGAGGCCUACAUUUGGUCUUAUUCAGAGUUGAAGGUGGGCAUAAGCUGCCUCCAACUACUUUAUCUCCUGGGGACAUGGUUUGUGUGAGAACAUGUAAUAGCCGUGGUGAGGGUGCCACUUCUUGCAAGCAAGGCUUUGUUUAUAAUCUUGGGGAAGAUAGUUGCAGCAUAACCGUGGCUCUGGAAUCACGCCAUGGUCAUGCUACCUUCUCCAGGCUGUUCGGAAAAAGUGUGCGCAUUGACCGAAUUCAGGGACUGGCUGAUGCUCUUAUAUAUGAGCGCAAUCUUGAAGCGUUAAUGCUUCUUCAAAGGAAUGGUUUGCACAAAGAUAAUGUUUCCAUUGGCGUGGUAGCAACACUGUUUGGGGACAGCAAAAGCUUGGUGAAGACUAACCUGACUGACUGGGAUGAAUCGAGUGGACUUGAUCUGAGGCUAUCAGAGAGGUAUGCAUAUGAUGCCUCCCAAUUAAGGGCUCUCAAAUUAGGCUUGAACAAAAAGAGGCCCGUUCUAAUCAUCCAAGGGCCUCCCGGCACGGGCAAGACAAUCUUGCUCACUGAGCUCAUUGUACGUGCUGUCCAGCAGGGUGAGCGUGUACUUGUGACAGCUCCAAGCAAUGCGGCAGUCGAUAACCUGGUUGAAAGGUUGUCAAGCACUGGCUUGAACAUUGUGCGAGUUGGAAACCCUGUUCGGCUAUCACCAUCUGUCGCUUCAAAAUCCUUGGGAGAGAUUGUGAAUGGCAGGCUUAGACAAUUCAGGAAAGAGCUUGGGAGAAAGAGGACAGACUUAAGAAAGGACCUGAGACAUUGCAUAGAGGAUGAUUCUUUAGCCGCCGGCAUUCGCCAACUGCUGAAGCAACUCGGAAGGGAUCUGGAAAUGAAAGAAAAGGAAACAAUCAGGGAAGUGCUAUCCGAUGCACAGGUUGUACUAUCUACUAACACAGGGGCAGCUGAUCCACUUAUCAGGGGAACUGGUUGCUUUGACUUGGUAAUUAUAGAUGAAGCCGGACAAGCGAUUGAGCCAUCCUGCUGGAUACCUAUAUUGCAGGGAAAACGCUGUAUUCUUGCUGGUGAUCACUGCCAGCUUGCACCCGUUAUAUUGUCGAGGAGGGCCUUGGAUGGUGGGCUUGGUAAAUCUUUAUUGGAAAGAGCUUCAUCGUUGCACGAUGAAUUACUGACUACAAGACUGACAGUCCAGUACAGAAUGCAUGAUUCGAUAGCCAUGUGGGCAUCUAACGAGAUGUACCAUGGGUUGCUCAAAUCCUCUCGUUCGGUUGCUUCGCAUCUUCUUGCCGACUCUGCAGUUGUCAAGGCUACUUGGAUAACACGGUGCCCACUGCUUUUACUCGAUACCCGGAUGCCAUAUGGAGCCCUAAACAUUGGUUGCAAGGAGCAUUUAGACCCUGCUGGCACAGGCUCAUUUUAUAAUAAAGGAGAAGCAGAUAUAGUCACACAGCAUGUUCUUAAUCUUGUACAUUGUGGAGUGUCUCCAACUGUAAUAGCUGUUCAGUCGCCCUACAUUGCUCAAGUGCAAUUGUUAAGAAAGAAGCUGGAAGAAUAUCCAGGGCUUUCGGCUGUAGAGGUUUCAACCAUAGAUAGCUUUCAGGGGAGGGAGGCAGAUGCAGUUGUCAUAUCAAUGGUUCGCUCGAAUCCACUUGGAGCUGUGGGGUUCUUGGGUGACAGCAGGCGCAUCAAUGUGGCUAUCACAAGGGCACGCAAGCAUGUCACUGUGGUUUGUGAUACCUCUACUAUUUGUCACAGCACCUUCCUGGCCAGGCUCCUUCGUCAUAUCAGGCGGUAUGGGCAAGUAAAACACGUUGCCCCUGGUUCCUUGGAUGGGGUUUCUGGCCUUGGCUUCAAUCAACCUACUCUCCCCUCUAUCAGUUAACAUCGAGGAGAAAUUACGACCUUUAUGACAAGCACUCCGUUUGAGCGUGUACAUAUGCAAAGAGCAAAAGGCUUUGUGCAUAAACAAGGAAUUGAAGGCUGAGAAAUCAUAAGGCUCGUUCUGUAUCUAUCUGUGAAGAGGAUAUAAACAGUGAUUCAUGGAUAGACAACGAAGCUCUUCGUGAGGUGUGGUUGACUUGAUGCAUGGACAAUCUGUUGUUGAACUUAACUGAGGCAAGUCGGUCUUGCAGUUUUUUUGAACUGAUGCACAGGGGGAUGAAUAUUCAGGAAGAGGAAAACUUCAAUUUCCUGGGCACCUCUAACCUGUUGCUUGCCGGCUCAUGUUCCUGUAAAUGCUGUAUAGUUGACAAGGACACGGGAUACCUAAUACAGGUUACAGACAUGUGUAUAGUAAAUUGACAAUUCAUAAUUCAUAAUUCGCAAUGGAAUUGGAGCAAAAAUUAUGUUUUUCA